UUUCCCUCCCUCACAUUGUUGUUCCGAGGACGCCGAGAGCUAUUGAAAGACUGCCCCACGGGAGCAGUUCUUAACUUUCUUAUUCCCCCUGGACUUAACGUCAUUCCCUGUAGUUCUGCCGAACUCCCGUUGUUCUUUUUCUCCCCCUUCACCCCCCCUCCGAUCUCCCCACCUUCAGUGUUCUGAUUAUCUUGUCGUAAGGUUAUCACUUGUAUUUACUUUCUUCGAGUGGUCUCUGCUUUUGUCUCCCUCCUGUGUUGAUUCAAUCCAAUCCCGGUCUUGACAAGGUGUGAUUGUGCGUUUCUGGUGUCGGCCAUUCUCACCUGGGUUCGGCUUACGCACGGUUCGCCAUGUCCGUAACAAUCCACUUGGACCGACCUCACAAGCACUUCACUAACCUCGACUUCCUCGUCGGGAAAGUGGUGCUCAACCUACCUUCCGAGGCUGCCAUAGGAGGAAUUCAGGUGAAGCUGGAAGGCGAGAGCCGUACGCGUCUGUCGGGUCCACGAAACCCGCAUCAUGAACAAUCAGACAAGAAGCGGACGGAGAUCGAGGUCCAUAAGAUCUUGUAUAAGGUUGCUACAGUCUUCCCCACUCCCGAGGUCUUCAAUUCGAAAACCCCCGAGAGGGUCUAUACAUUCGCAAAGGGAACAUACGAGUAUCCCUUUAAGUUCAAGUUUCCGUUCAACAAUGCCUGCAACUUCCAUAACAGCAUGCUCACCAACCUCAAUAUCACCGGCCUUAAAGUGGAGGUGGCUAAGGAUACCCAUCGACAUGUGAAGAAGACGCUUCCACCAUCUCUCAGCGGCUUCCCUGGAAUGGCCGACAUCAAGUACUACAUCAAAGCCACGGUUAUACGUCCACAGUUCUAUAAGGAGAAUAUCAGGGCGGUCACGAACUUGAAUUUCCUUCCGAUCGAGCCUCCACGAACAGGAAACCCGAGCGAAGAGACAUACGCCAGGCGGCAACAUCAAUUUUCAAAUGCCCCUCCCGUGUCCAAGAAGAAAAGCCUCUUUCGGAAAAUGUCAAGCAGUUCCCUUCGAGAAAGCGCCAUUGACGGACCCCGUGUCUCGGCAGAUCUAAGAUUACCCAAUCCGUCGAUAUUCACGUGCAACGAGCCCAUACCUAUGCGGGUCAUCGUCAAGAAACUGUCCGACUCGUACGAGACCAUCUUUCUACAGAUGUUACAGGUCGAAUUGAUCUCCUACACACACAUCCUCGCCCACGAUCUCAAGCGGACUGAGAGUGGCACCUGGGUCAUUUUAAGCUGCAGUAACAUGGCUAUGCCCUUGGGCAGAGGGGGAGAUCCUGCUGAGACCGAAUGGACCUUGGAUGCUAACAUGUGGAAUCGCAUACCGCUACCCAGCACUGUCGCCCCAUCAUUCGAAACUUGUAACAUUUCCAGGACCUAUGAGCUUGAAGUCCGCGUGGGGCUUACGCAUGGAUCAGUGGGAAACAUGAAACCUCAACUUAUUGUACUUCCGUUGCGCAUGCCUGUCAAGGUCUUUUCGGGCAUCGCGCCCCCACAGGCACUCUUGGAAGCCAUGGCUGCCAAUGGGCUUGACAAUCCGUCUGUGUCUACCUCCAGUCAGCCUCUGCAUGAUGGCUUGCCUCCACCGAUGCCUCCUCGGCCGUCCCGGCCACCUGCGCCAAGGAAUCCGGAAGAUGGAUACGACGAUGCACCCCCAAGCUACGAAGACGCGAUGGCUGAUACUCUCAGCCCAAUUGAUGGCCCCCGUCGAGAGUAUAACCCACCAAGUGCCUCCUCCGAAAGAUCGUUUGAAUCUGGGGCUGAUGCAAGAUCUUCAGUUGGAAAGGAACCUGAGGCUUCGAGACCGUACGGCAACCAAGGGGCCAAUUCUUCUUCGGAAACCCUCGACAUGCUGCCUUCAACCCCUCCAGAGUCGCGGUCCGGCUCGCCCGUCUCUCUUGUUUCCCGCCAACAAAGCGUACUCAAGAUACACAAGGCCGUUCCACUAGAGGAGAGCCCUCCACAGUAUCAGGCAACAGCGGACAAUCCAACCCAGCCGCCUGGGAACCAGGGCAAUCGCAGGCCAUCUCGGCCAGAGCCUCGCGCUAUGAAUCUGGGAGUUCCUAACCGGAAACCGGUCCCUCGUAGUCCAAGUCGGGAUGUCUAGCGCCUAUUGUCCCGUAGCUACCUUCACUUCUCUACCUUUAGGACGAGGGUAUCACGUUUCUGUGCAUGAUUUUGGAACUAUAUCCACCUCUUCAAAAAUGACUUCCGGGCUCGCAGCACUGUUAUAUCUCGCUGCCGGCCUUCUAAUACACAUUUAUUGCACUCUGCCCGCCGUUUCCUUGGUACUAGAUCUCCGAUGUGACUAAAGGUACAGCAAGCACAUACAGUCUAUACAGUGAAAUUAUCUCUAUCGCUUUAGGCC
Messenger RNA from Aspergillus homomorphus CBS 101889, 2399 nucleotides. RefSeq names its product arrestin (or S-antigen), N-terminal domain protein. Gene Ontology annotation, molecular function: protein-macromolecule adaptor activity; ubiquitin protein ligase binding. The record is from RefSeq and is a predicted model, not a curated record. Gene Ontology annotation, cellular component: cytoplasm; cytosol; plasma membrane. Bases 351 to 2138 code for a protein of 595 amino acids. Lineage: Eukaryota; Fungi; Ascomycota; Eurotiomycetes; Eurotiales; Aspergillaceae. Gene Ontology annotation, biological process: ubiquitin-dependent endocytosis. The transcript has 5 exons.